This is a messenger RNA of Pochonia chlamydosporia 170, 1692 nucleotides long. RefSeq lists its product as hypothetical. The transcript is spliced from 2 exons. The record is from RefSeq and is a predicted model, not a curated record. Lineage: Eukaryota; Fungi; Ascomycota; Sordariomycetes; Hypocreales; Clavicipitaceae. Bases 1 to 1692 code for a protein of 563 amino acids.
AUGCCUCGCCUCAACUCCUCAGUUCCAUCGCCGGUGUCCAUGGCAGUGGGUGACCAAAAUCGAAAACGACAUAUUACGGAUGAAAUCUCGAAGAACAAUCAUCGGGCCAAAAAGCGCAAAAUCGCUCCGAACUUCUCCCCAGCAUUUUAUGACGAACUGUCCGAGGUACCACUAGCACUUGACACCUUGCGAGAGCUAGAUCGACGAAACAGAGCACGAACGACUACGAUACAAAAAGACGGUGUAUUGAGCUUCGUAACUACAGAUAUCUCUCGAUUUUCGAGGCUCGGUGGCCCAGGUCGCCUGCAGCAUCUUCGACAACUAAUUGGCCAAACCCGAGACACAAUGGAAAACUCAAGGUCUUCUAGUUCCGGCAGUCGACAGACACAAUCGACGCGAGCGACGAGUGUUUCUUCGAGGGGUGGCUCGUCAAGGUAUGGGAAGGAGUUCGACCGACAUCUUCUAGACUAUGGAAUAUAUAUGAACAACCGCAAGUCUAAGCCGGCGAAUGUGAGGGAUAUCCAAAGGAACUUGGAACAUAGUCGGGCGUCUCUGUCCCCGUCUCAACUUUCCGAAGAAACAUUUGAAGCCUUUCAGAGGAAGAAUGAAGACGCUGUAUUCGAAUCCGAUGUCGUCGCCAACGUCAUUCCUGUUAUCUGCGGAAACUGCGAUAUUCCAAGCAAGCAGAAUGCUCUUUUCACUGAACUUGAACCUCUCACAAACAGCAACGCAGUGAGGCCAAAGCCAGAUCUUUUUGAUGGCGCUAAUUUUGAAGAUCUGCAUGACGAGGCCAGGACAGACCCUGAAAUUAAGAAGACGAAUAUUCCCACGAAACAUGCCACUAUCCCAGUUUCACCAAAUUUUUUCCUGGAGGUCAAGGGCCCGGACGGCAAUGCCUCAGUAGCACAAAGACAAGCCUGCUAUGAUGGAGCAUACGGUGCCCGUGCCAUGCAUGCUUUGCAGAGUUAUAGAACAGCCGAGCGAGCAUACGACCAGAACGCUUAUACGUUAAGUUCCACAUACCACGAUGGCCAGCUAAAGCUCUUCGCACAUCACGUUACAGGUCCAACUACCAUAGGAGGUCGACCGCAAUAUCAUAUGACGCCGCUCAAGUCAUUCAGCAUGACCAAUACCCGCGAGACAUUCAUUGAAGGAGCAACAGCAUUCAGGAAUGCAAGAAGUUUGGCGAAAACUUACCGAGAUGCCUUCAUUCAAGCCACGAACAUCAGGACACGCCCAGGGACGCCAAACCCACAGGGUAACGAGGAGAACUGGAAAGAUGCGGAUGAUGCUCUUCAGGGACACAUCGCUGAUGCCUGCAAGAGUACUUCUACAGACGGCAAAGAAUCAAAUGAAGCAUUGCAGUCACCACAGACAGAUGAUGGGUCUCCAAACCCUAGCCAAGCAUCGACUGUAUUGGGGAAGGAAGACCCGUCGUUGAGUUUUGCGACGAGCUUCACGUCCAGCUUUACAAGCGAUAAGCCGUCAUCUGGACCCAAGCGUGCCAGACAACUUAGUUCACCGAACAACUCUUGGGGGCUCCGGUCGUCUAAAAGUCGUACUCGUGUUCCCGUGAACCAGUUGCUCAUGGGAAGAUCUGCUUCCGGGCUGCAAUCUCCCGAUGGUUCGGGAGACCAAGAAUUGGAGACAGAGUCCCAAACUAUUAUACCUUCAAAGCCAAAAGAAAGGUGA